This is a messenger RNA of Trichogramma pretiosum, 2285 nucleotides long. It is a transcript of the gene Traf4, whose product is annotated as TNF receptor-associated factor 4. The transcript is spliced from 4 exons. Gene Ontology annotation, biological process: regulation of apoptotic process; positive regulation of JNK cascade; protein K63-linked ubiquitination. Lineage: Eukaryota; Metazoa; Arthropoda; Insecta; Hymenoptera; Trichogrammatidae. Gene Ontology annotation, cellular component: plasma membrane signaling receptor complex. The coding region runs from base 125 to 1657 and encodes 510 amino acids. The record is from RefSeq and is a predicted model, not a curated record. Gene Ontology annotation, molecular function: zinc ion binding; protein binding.
UUCGCGUGUUCUGUAACAGUGCUUAAACCGCAUUACUGUGCCGUUGGAAGGAAAAAGAAAAGCUCGAGCCUUUUCUUCGGUUGUAUAGCAAAAAAUUUGAAACGAGUCAAAACACGAGUCAAUCAUGGUGCGCGGAUUAUCCCAGUGGACCAAGACCCUGUCUUUCCCGUCGAGAAUAUCGCCCCAGCGAAAGGAGAGCAAACUGCAGCAGGUCAGCCCGAGCGUGAGCCCUACGAGCACCGCGGCCACGACGCCCAUGAGCACCAUGAGCAGUCGCAGCAACGCGGCCAGCUCGGAGAAUCUCCACGACAAGGCCCCGACGAUCAUCAGCAAUUCCAUGAACGCCGAGCCCGAGGUGACUACCCUCGCAAUGAGCAACAACAAUAAUCACAACAACAACAACAACAAUACAAGCACUUCUAGCUGCACCUCGUUGCCGUCUUAUUCCCAGUCACCGACGUUCCAAGACCUCGAGGCCGAGAAAGCCAUCAUGGGCUCGAUCGUGUACUGCAUCCACCACAAGGACGGCUGCAAGUGGUCGGACGAGCUGCGCAAGCUCAAGUCCCACCUGAACACGUGCAAGCACGACGCGGUGCCGUGCGGCAACAAGUGCGGCGCCAUGAUACCGCGCGUCCUCAUGGAGGAUCACCUGAAGUACACGUGCGCCCAGCGGCGGGCGCGCUGCGACUUCUGCGCCAAGGAGUUCAGCGGCUACAACCUCGAGAAGCACCUCGGCCAGUGCGGCUACGAGCCGCUCUACUGCGAGAACAAGUGCGGCAUGAAGGUGCAGCGCCGUCAUCUGGGCCAGCACAAGCUCGGCGAGUGCGCCAAGCGCCUCAUGGCCUGCCGCUACUGCCAGAAGGAGUUCGUCUUCGACACGCUCUCGGCCCAUCACGCCAAGUGCGGCCGCUUCCCCGUGGCCUGUCCGCAUCGCUGCGAGACCGCCGUACUGCCCCGCGAGGAUCUCGAGGUCCAUCUCAAGGACCACUGCACGACCCACCUGCUCGCCUGCAGCUUCAAAGACGCCGGCUGCCGCUUCAAGGGCAACAGAUUUUCACUCGACAAGCACAUGGACGAGUCGACAAAGGUCCACCUGAACCUCGUCUGCGGCGUCGUGACGAAACAGCAGCACCAAAUAUCCAGCCUCAAGGCGGCCCUCGGCAAGAUGUCGCUCAAUUACUCGGGCACGCUCAUCUGGAAGAUCUCGGACUUUAGCGCCAAACUGGCCGAGGCCAAGUCCAAGGAAGGCGUCGAGCUCGUCAGCCCACCCUUUUACACUAGUCAAUACGGUUACAAGCUUCAGGCGUCGCUCUUCCUCAACGGCAACGGUACCGGUGAGAACUCGCACAUCUCCGUCUACAUCAAGAUCCUGCCAGGCGAGUACGACGCGCUGCUCAAGUGGCCGUUCGCCCACAGCGUCUCGUUCACACUGCUAGAUCAGGCCCUGGUGGCCGAGAAGGCCUGUAACAUCGUCGAGAGCUUCAUACCCGACCCGACGUGGAAGAACUUCCAGAGGCCGAGUCGCGAGCCCGACUCCCUGGGCUUCGGCUUUCCGCGCUUCGUCUCGCACGAGAUGAUCCGGAAGCGCCAGUUCAUCAAAGACGACACCAUGUUCAUCAGGGUGAAGAUCGACCCGAGCAAGAUCGUCGCCGUUUGAAACCACGCACAGCGUACAUUUUUACUUGUUAUUACGAUUUUGAUCGCUUGUACAUUAUUUCGAAUUUUUCUCAUUUCUGUUCAUCGACGCAAAUUUUUUAUCAUUAUUAAUCAUGAGGUACUGCCUCGUACCUCCCUCGCACUGUCGUGUACCACCAAGUUUUCAUUCACCAUUUGUUUGACGUUUUUAUAAUUAUCAUAAUGUUUUGGAGGGUAAACACUAGUGUUGAGCUUUCGUAACGAUGAUGUUCGUGCACCGUCUGUGUAUGUGUGCACCGUUACGUCAAGUUAUCACAUGUCGAGUUUCAAUUGUAAUUUGUCGUUAUGUUAUAAGUCCGAUUAUAAUGUAGUCGCAACAAUUUACGCACUCUGUAAUAUUCAGUUUUUGAUAUGGCUCUGUUACGAGCUUUAAUUCUCUAUGUAAUCAAAGAUUGAUCGUCCUCUUUUAAUUUUUAGACGUGUGCUAUAUAAAUAUGUAAAUAUUGUGAAAAAUGUUUAAAAUUAUUGAAUAAUUCAGCUACUUUAUAAAUUGUAAAUAUUAUUUGUAUUAUUAGAUAUUAGGCGGAGGAAAUGUGAUUGAGAUGCUAGUUUAAGAUGUAUAUUUUAAAGACAAAUCAAAGAAAAUUAGA